UUUCAGAAAUGGUUCGAGAGUGGAGAAGAUUAAAGAAAAUUGAUGACCUGACUUAUGUUGGAGAAUGUGAUUCUGAACAUCCGGCCGCCCGUGUCUUCGGUGGUCACGUGUUAGCCCAGGCGAUGUCGGCUGCUUAUUAUACGGCUCCAGAGGGAUUUUAUGUGCAUGCAGUACAUUGCUAUUUUAUUCGUGGAGGCGAGGAGUCGAUUCCAAUCACUUAUAAUGUGAAAAUUAUUCGGGAUGGCCGAAAUUUCGCGAUUCGCUACGUGGAAGCCGUCCAACACGGAAAAGUCAUUCAUUUGGCAGAGUUCUCACUACAAAAGCUCGCAAGUGUAAAGGAUACAUUCUCCCUUACCCCUGAAUUUCCGUCCCACGUACCUGGGCCAGAUGGCCUAGUUAGUAAUAUUACAGGCCGUCACCAGAAAGUAGCUGAAGGGGUUGAUGCACGGGAACUACGGGGACAAGUAACUGAAAGAAUGGCUCCGAGUCUGGAAAUCCGGCCUGCUGAUUUAAAUAUGUUCUUACAUGGAACAGGUGGUGUUAAUCAGAAGCAAUAUCUUUGGAUUCGAUACAAAAUUCCUGUUGAUAAAUCCGACUACAUGCUACGCCACGCAACAAUUGUCUACCUAUCCGACCUGGAAUUAGUAACAACUGGAGCCCUGUGCUUUGACGAUAAAAUGUUCAAACUACAAACUUCAAUGGAUCACUCCGCGUGGAUUCAUCAAUAUGAGUUUGAUAUCAACGAUUGGAUACUGUAUGAGCAGGAAUGUGUGGCUAAUUCCAAUCAUCGAAGCCUUAUUCAUGGAAGAUUAUGGUCCAGGGAUGGAAAAUUAAUAAUGUCUACAUCACAAGAGGCAUUGAUCUACAAAGUGCAGCCGAGUAAAAUUUAAAUUUUUUAUCGAAUUUUUUAAUAUAAAACAUUAUCUUCACAUUCACAAUUUUUUAAAAAUACAUUUGAGAAACCAAAAAAAAACAUAAUUUU
Molecule: messenger RNA, 982 nt
Organism: Caenorhabditis elegans
Lineage: Eukaryota; Metazoa; Nematoda; Chromadorea; Rhabditida; Rhabditidae
Gene: Y87G2A.2
Product: Acyl-coenzyme A thioesterase 8
Exons: 7
Coding region: 9-890 (293 amino acids)
Biological process (GO): acyl-CoA metabolic process
Molecular function (GO): fatty acyl-CoA hydrolase activity
Source: RefSeq, marked reviewed